This is a messenger RNA of Brassica napus (rape), 2193 nucleotides long. RefSeq names its product probable disease resistance protein At1g58602. Lineage: Eukaryota; Viridiplantae; Streptophyta; Magnoliopsida; Brassicales; Brassicaceae. The record is from RefSeq and is a predicted model, not a curated record. Gene Ontology annotation, biological process: protein folding. Gene Ontology annotation, molecular function: alpha-tubulin binding. The transcript is spliced from 2 exons. The coding region runs from base 783 to 1796 and encodes 337 amino acids.
ACCUUAUUAUUAUUGCAAGUAGAGCAGGGACAUCUUAACAUACCACUUUUUGCAUCCGGUUGCUGUUGAACAAGCCUCAUGAAUUCUCCAAUUCCUUGAACGUAUUCUUCCGUAAGCAAAUUAGUGUUGGGAUCCAAAUGAGGUUUAUCCAUCCACGAACGAUAAUAAGCUCCUGAAGACAUGAUUUUCACGGAAUUGUUAUGACUAAAGAGAAAGAAGAGAGAAUGAGGUGUGAAUGAGAUGAAUGAGGAGUGGUUGCAUUUAUAUGAAAUUGCUUACGGACAUCCGACGACUUUCCGACGGAAUACCGACAGAUAUAAAGCAUUCCGUCGGAAUUCCGUCAGUAUUUUCCAAUCUCGAACGGCUAUAAAACGGUCAUAUUUAUUUGUCGGCAACGGUCACUUGGUUCGUCGGAAAUUCGUCGGAAAAUACCGACGGAAUACCGACAACCGUAACGGUUAUAUCUUUUCAUCGGCAUAUCGUCGGAAAUUUGACGGAAUAUUCCGACGACUUUUCGACGACUACAACGGUUAUAUUGUUUAUCGGAAUAUCGUCGAAAAGUCGUCGGAAUAUUCCGACGACCCUUGGUUUCUCGGAAAUUCGUCGGAAUUAGCCGACGGAAUUCCGACGACUUCAGAUUUUUUGUUUUCGUCGGAAAUCGGUCAGAAUUCCGUCCAAAGUGUCCGACGGCUGUGUCGUGCGUCGGAAUCUCCGUCGGAAUUCGGCAUGUUUUCUUGUAGUGUUUCUCCACAAAACAUGGGAGAUUGACGGAUCUAAAGGGUAUGACACGGCUCAGAUCUCUCUCUAUCUUUAUUACAUACGAGAGGUAUACUAUGGAAACUCUAUCUUCAUCUCUCAAUAAACUUUCACACUUGGAGAGUCUUACAAUAUAUAACGACAACAAGUUUUAUACUCCCACGAAUGAUGAUGAAGAAGGAUUUGUUUGGAAUUUUGUUCAUCUCAAACAGCUGAAGUUGGAGAUAUAUAUGCCAAGGUUACCUGAUGCGCAACGCUUUCCUUCUCACCUUACAACCAUACAUCUAGAGAAUUGUUGUUUGAAGGAGGAUCCAAUGCUGAUUCUAGAGAAGUUGCUUCACUUGAAAAAGAUUAGGUUAUGGAGUAAGUCUUUCUGUGGGAGGAGAAUGGAUUGCUCAAGGUAUGGGUUUCCUCAACUGCAUAAGCUAGAAUUUAGGGGAUUAGAGGAGUGGGAAGAGUGGAUAGUAGAAGAAGGCUCUAUGCCCCUUCUCCAUACUCUUCGGAUUAACGAUUGCAGAAAAUUAAAGGAGAUUCCUGAUGGGCUCCGAUUCAUCACUAACUUGGAAGAUCUGAGUGUUGAGUAUAUGGGAGAUGAGUUCAAUUUGAGAUUAUCAGAAGGAUCUCACCUUACAACUAUCUGUCUACAUGAGUGUCAUCUGAAAGAGGAUCCAAUGCCUAUUUUAGAGAAGUUGCUUCACUUGAAAGAGAUUAGUUUAUGGAGUAAGUCUUUCUGUGGGAGGAGAAUGGUUUGCUCGAGGGGUGGGUUUCCUCAAUUGCAGAAGCUAGAAUUUUGGGGAUUAAAGGAGUGGGAAGAGUGGAUAAUAGAAGAAGGCUCCAUGCCCCUUCUCCAUACUCUCGAAAUUGAAUCUUGUCCAAAGUUAAAGGAGCUUCCUGAUGGGCUGCGAUUCAUCACUUCCUUGGAGAUUUUGACCUGUCGUGAUAUGGGAAAGGGAUGGGAGAAGAAACUGUCGAACGGAGGAAAAGACUAUUAUAAAGUCCGACACAUCCCUUUUGUUAAAAUCGAUGAUUGUGUCAGAUAGCAGCUGAAGGAGACUCUCAGAAAUUACGGACUAUCAGAGUGGCAAACAGAGAUUUUACAAGUGAAACGUACUGGCACACACGAGGAGUGGAUGCUGCGGUGAAGCUGUUCGACGAAGUGUCUAACUGAGGACACUUGAUCUCCUGCACUGCUUUUUAAGUUUGUCUAUAGAGAUAGAGAGGUUUAUUUUGGGAAGUGAAGCUGUUCCACGAAGGUUGAUUGAGAGAGGUGAAAUAUGUUAAGAUUCGUAUAUUAGUUUUCUCUUUACAUUUUCUUCUAUUUGUUCUUCUCAAGCGACUAGGCUUUUUGAAAAUUUCCGUAUAGAACUGUUUUGAAACUCUUUGCUUGCCUCUGUAUAAAAGAUUUAUGGAAUUGAUUUAACAGAAUAGUUGAUCUUA